CUGGUGUCACCUUAACACCUUCCCAGGAAAGCCAAUUACCCUGGGAUGAUUAUGAUUAAUAAUUCUCUAAACCUAAUCGUGCUGACACCAGUGCUUGGAGCUUACCUAGGGGCACUUUAUAAGAGGUGCCCUGUGGAGGAGAGUGUAACUGGUUCUCCUUGGGGCGACAGUGAAGGCUGAGACGUGGCAGGAGCUCCAUUCCAGAGGCAGUUUUCCCCUUGCACAAAAGAACUCCCAGAGUAAGAGCAAAAAGCGCCUCACAAACUGCAGCCAUGAACGGGACAGAAGGCCAAGACUUCUACGUGCCCAUGUCCAACAAGACCGGGGUGGUGCGGAGCCCCUUCGAGUACCCCCAGUACUACCUGGCUGAGCCUUGGAAGUUCUCGGCGCUGGCUGCCUACAUGUUCAUGCUGAUUCUGCUUGGCUUCCCCAUCAACUUCCUCACGCUGUACGUCACCAUCCAGCACAAGAAGCUCCGGACACCUCUAAACUACAUCCUCCUGAACCUGGCCGUGGCCGACCUCUUCAUGGUAUUCGGGGGCUUCACGACCACGAUGUACACCUCCAUGAACGGCUACUUUGUCUUUGGAGUAACAGGGUGCUACAUCGAAGGCUUCUUUGCCACACUGGGUGGUGAAAUUGCUCUCUGGUCUCUGGUGGUCCUGGCUAUCGAAAGAUACGUAGUGGUCUGCAAGCCCAUGAGCAACUUCCGCUUCGGGGAGAACCACGCCAUCAUGGGUGUUGCCUUCUCCUGGAUCAUGGCCUUGGCGUGUGCAGCUCCCCCACUUUUCGGCUGGUCCAGGUACAUCCCCGAGGGCAUGCAGUGCUCGUGCGGGAUCGACUAUUACACUCUGAAGCCAGAGGUCAACAAUGAAUCUUUUGUCAUCUACAUGUUUGUGGUUCACUUUAUGAUCCCGCUGUUAAUCAUUUUCUUCUGCUAUGGGAACCUGGUUUGCACUGUCAAGGAGGCUGCCGCCCAGCAGCAGGAGUCUGCCACCACCCAGAAGGCAGAGAAAGAGGUGACUCGCAUGGUCAUCAUCAUGGUCAUCUCCUUCCUGAUCUGCUGGGUCCCCUACGCCAGCGUCGCGUUCUACAUCUUCACCAACCAGGGAUCAGACUUCGGGCCCAUCUUCAUGACCAUCCCGGCAUUCUUUGCCAAGAGCUCGGCCAUCUACAACCCUGUGAUCUACAUCGUAAUGAACAAACAGUUCCGCAACUGCAUGAUCACAACCCUCUGCUGUGGCAAGAACCCACUGGGUGACGAGGACACAUCUGCUGGCAAGACAGAGACCUCCUCCGUCUCCACCAGCCAGGUCUCUCCUGCAUAGGCCCCUGGGGUGCACCCUGGCAGCACAAACUUAACCCCACCACUGCCACCACCUGCCCCUGCUUCACCGUGGCCAAGGCCCUGUGGGGCAGGCUCCUCGCUCCUGGCUCUAGGAACCCUGGGAACAAGGCUGAAAAUGUGUACACAUGUUUUGUAAUUAAAAUGCAAAGGCUUAGCUCCUCUGGC
Messenger RNA from Passer montanus (Eurasian tree sparrow), 1513 nucleotides. It is a transcript of the gene RHO, whose product is annotated as rhodopsin. The transcript has 5 exons. Gene Ontology annotation, molecular function: G protein-coupled receptor activity. The coding region runs from base 273 to 1328 and encodes 351 amino acids. Lineage: Eukaryota; Metazoa; Chordata; Aves; Passeriformes; Passeridae. Gene Ontology annotation, cellular component: photoreceptor outer segment; membrane. Gene Ontology annotation, biological process: visual perception; G protein-coupled receptor signaling pathway; phototransduction. The record is from RefSeq and is a predicted model, not a curated record.